This is a messenger RNA of Guyanagaster necrorhizus, 1407 nucleotides long. RefSeq lists its product as uncharacterized. The transcript has 11 exons. The record is from RefSeq and is a predicted model, not a curated record. Lineage: Eukaryota; Fungi; Basidiomycota; Agaricomycetes; Agaricales; Physalacriaceae. The coding region runs from base 1 to 1407 and encodes 468 amino acids.
AUGGCGCGCAAUUUUUUCCUGCUCUCUGUUAUAUUUUCUCUGGCUUCAUGUCUUGUACACGCCCACAGCCAUCAUGAUCAACUUACCGACGAAGAGAAAAGUGCCCCAGUGGACGCCAUCCUAUGGAUACAUAUCGUCUUACAGGCGCUCGUCUGGGGUCUCCUCUUCCCUGCUGGAAUGGUCCUUGGAAUAACACGGAGUCGAUGGCAUGUUCCACUCCAGAGUACGGGAUUUGCGCUGACGCUCGCCGGAUACGUCCUGGGCCACAAACAUAAAGGGAGAAUGUUCCUGAAAUCUGUCCAUGGAACCUACGCAAAUAUUCUUUUUAUACCAAUAUUCGCGCAGCUGGCCCUCGGUAUUUAUCUCAAACUGCAUAUACACGAGAAAUCGAUUCGUCCGUACAUGGUUCGGCUGCAUGGAGUGAUUGGAAAGGCGUAUCCGAUAUUUGGGUGGGUGCAAAUGGUAUUUGGAUGUGCUACUUUCCGAGGUUAUUGUCGCGGAGGACAUCUGGGACAAUGCCUUGCGCAUUACAUCAUGGGCGGUGGAUUCAUCGCCUAUGGCAUAAUCAUGGCCCUUCUAUUACUUGUUGGCGAAGCUUGGGUCAGGCGUAGUGGACGCAGCCCAGAAUGGUGGGAUUCAUGGGUUAUCAUGCUCUGGGUAAGCAUCCUCAACACCUUUACCGAACAUCAUGGUGGUGACUGGUCCGCCAAAGAUAUGCAACACACAAUUCUGGGAGUUCUGUGGUGGUGUGGUGGCGCUCUUGGUAUUUUCCUCGCUCGUAACAACCAGCGCAAUGUAGUGCCAGGAUUGAUUAUAAUCUUAACGGGCUGGGGAAUGUCUGAGCAUGCGCAGGCUCUUAUGAUCUCAACCAAAGUGCACACGAUGUUUGGCUACACCUUGAUGCUUGCUGGCUUCACUCGUAUCAUUGAAAUAUGUUUCUUCUCAAAUCACACGAAUUCUGAAGCUCCUGAGGAGGACGACAAUAACAGCGAGCAUACUAUUGCGGCUCAGAGCCCUCGCUUCUCCACAGGCAGUGUCUCGCUGUCAGAAAGCAGUCAGACUUCCGCAGCGAAAGUGUUCCGGCAUUUACCUCCCUUCAGAUGCUUCCUGACAGUUACUAGACUUCUCUUCAUGUCCGCUACUGACGAGGAAGUACAGUUUGUGCAUGACAGCGAGAUGGAUCAUGUAACUUAUAUCUUGAUUAUGUUCAGUUUGUCCUUCCUCCUAUACACGCUCAUCGUGUGGAUGAUCCAUCUGUACACCAUCAGUGGGCGAAAUGCGCCUGACGCGAAAAACGAUUCAAGCGACAGCAUGGAAAUGGCGUCAGGGAUGAGAACGAAAUGGUACUCACGCGUUCCGAGUGCUGAAGCAUCCAAUCAUAUCAUUGGUGAUGAGGAGGAUGACUGA